UCUACCUGAGCACUUGAAUGUUUGAUUGAGACCAGAAAUGGCCGAAAUUGAGUAGGCAGAGGCUGCAGUUAGUUGGUCAUGUUUUCGGCUAUAUCGUGAGGCGACGAGCGGCCCUGCGGACCGUGCCGCCUCCGCCAGUACGUUCAGGCCUCCAGGAAGGCCCCGCGUCCCCUUUGACCCCGAAUCGACCCUGGUUCGAGGGGCGAAUCCGAGAUGUUUUUCCAGACGUCGAGCACCAACAAAAACAAGGAUGGAGUGGUGAUGAGGGAGAAGAAGGGCUCUAUGAGUCGGGUCCAAAGACUCAAGAAGAGGCUGAGCCACAGUUUUGGCAGACUAAGUAUCGCCAACUGCGAGCUGGAGAGUGAACAUCAGGACAAGUGGACGAGAAACAAAAUGCCCUACAACACUUACUCGGACGAAUUCCUCGACCGAAUCGAGCCAAAUGGCAAUAUUCCCCACCAGCACUGUGAUAAGGAUUCACUCCACUGUGAGUGGCCACUUGGCGACCGCGAUCGCGUCCGUCGCCAGCUAUCUGUGUCCAGCGACUCAAAGUUGUUAGACGACGAUGUACGAGAGGAGGCGAAAGUGAUUAUGAGACCGAAAAAGCCGCCGAGACCAAAAUCUGAGGUCUUCCUUAACAGGUCCGCUAGCUCCACAAAGCGGUAUUCAGCUUUUGGCGGGGACUCGCCGUUUGGUCGAGCGGAUGCUUACGUCAAACUAGAGCAACUCGGGGAAGGAUCUUACGCAACUGUGUUCAAGGGUUAUAGCAAUUUAACUGGUCAGCCAGUAGCUCUUAAGGAGAUCCGUUUGCAAGAAGAGGAAGGUGCUCCUUUUACAGCCAUAAGAGAAGCAUCUUUACUCAAGGGUCUGAAGCACUCGAAUAUUGUGACCUUGCACGACAUCAUUCAUACCAGAGAAACCCUCACCUUUGUCUUUGAAUAUGUUCACACGGACUUGAGUCAAUAUAUGGAACGCCACCCUGGAGGCCUGAGUACGAAGAACACGCAGCUCUUUCUUUUCCAGUUGCUGCGAGGGCUGAAUUAUUGCCACAAACGAAGAGUCCUUCAUCGUGAUGUUAAGCCGCAAAAUCUUCUUAUCAGCGAAAUUGGCGAAUUGAAGCUCGCCGAUUUUGGUCUCGCCCGUGCCAAGAGUGUGCCAAGCCACACGUACUCGCAUGAGGUGGUUACCCUGUGGUACCGACCUCCCGACGUGCUUCUCGGCUCCACGCACUACUCGACAUCCCUGGACAUGUGGGGAGUCGGUUGCAUUCAUCUUGAGAUGCUCACCGGAGUGCCGGCCUUCCCUGGAGUGCGUGACGCCUCGGACCAGCUUGACAAAAUAUUCAAGGUUCUAGGCACUCCAACCGACGACACAUGGCCAGGUGUAAGCAGCUUGCCUGGCUAUGUGCCUCACAAACUGUGCUACUACCAGCCGCAACGACUGGGUCGGGUAUUCCCUCGGCUACACGACGCCUCGGAAGGGGAGAGCAUGGCCUGCUCGCUCUUGCAACUCAAUCCCGAGCGGAGGAUCAGUGCUGACAGAGCAUUACGACACCCGUACUUUGCCUCGCUACCCAAGAAACUUCAUGAGCUGCCUGAUGAAGCCUCGGUCUUCUCCGUGGAAGGCGUUGUGUUGGGUGCAGAACGGCCGUGGUGGAACAAGUCCAAGGCAGCCUCUUCCUCUUACUGUGACUAAGAUUGAAACUCAUUUUACUAACACAUCCCUGCCUGGUAAAAUAACGCGCGCAUAAUGUUACACUUACAAACGAGAUGCUCAAGAGAACGAACUAUUUAUGAAAAGAGAGACGAGAACGCACGGCGGUUUCUGUGAAUCAAUAUUACAAAAGGUGUGCUGCAUAUUUGUUGAAUAGGCGAAACAGGAUCAUUCUAUUGUCUCGCGAGCGGCGCGCAGAGGUUGAAAAUUGUUGCACUCCCAUUUGAUAGUUCGAAAUUUUGAUUUUUGCUGCGGCUCCGUCGUCGGGCCCAAAAAUUGAACUGGAACUCUGCUACGCACUCGCUAAUUAAUUAUUAUCUUUUGAUUAUACACAAACAAAGUGUUGUUGAUACGAAUUUUGGCUACUAGCCAAAAAUGUUGUCUCGAUUAGAAGAAUGGGUCGAGUCCCUAGACUGUAGAACAGAUCUGGUUAUACUAUAAAGUUGGUGGCAGGAUUUUUGGGAGACACCUGCGCGGGGUUUAAACAAACUUUGUAAAGAAACUUUGCCGUCUUUCAAAUUUUAAUCGAGUAAGAGCCAAUUUUGACGAUUCCCUCAAUUGGAGAUAAUUUUCAAGUGACAAGACAUUCUCUCUCUCGCAUUUUGCCAUGUUUUUUAGACAAAUCGUUCUUGCUGCUGACUCCGAAUUUUCUCAAAUCCACAGCUAUACCGGUGCAGCCCCCUGAUUAGCUUUUAACGUCUGUCGUCUGUAUUCAAAUCGCGGUGCUUGGUUCGUACAAAUAUGUGUGUAUACUUUAAGAUCAGUUCGGUUCGACUGAAAUCUUCUUGUCACUUUGAGAAUCGACGCUGUUCAGCCACUUGAUGUUUUUGCAGACCCCAAGUAAUAUAGGAGGAGAAGCAGUAGUUGUGUUUUUUCGAGAGGAGACAAUCCAUGAUCAAUGAAUAUUUAUUGUAAAAUAUUCAAAAUAGCUAUACAUUAAUUCUAUCUAGCACCAACGAACUAUUUAUUUAGAUAGAAAAGGCCAUCACGCAUUCCCUGGUUCACUUUUCAUCGUCGCAUUGAAAUUUGUAAUGCGUGAACACGACGCAAAUUCAUUUACAUGAUAAAAUGUGAUUUUCCAUCGCGCAACUCAGGAACUAAAAUGUGCUAAAUUUUGGCAUGGAAUGCGUGAAUAUUGAAACUGUUGUGUAAAUUUUGGUCUAAUUCAUGUACACGAGCGCAAUACAUCCAGUCUUCUGUAAAACUAAGUGCUAAAAAGUAUUACAAAUUUUCAGACGUAAUUGCGUGUCAUUUUGUUCUCAUCAAUUAUUGACAUUCCUCGAGUGCACUCGAAAGUUGUAUUAAGAAAACGGUGUAUUUAACAAAAGUUUUCACGCCAGCACUGCUUUCUAAAAUCUUUUUAUCUUACAGUAGCAAAAUGUUGCAGAUGCGAAAAGUUUUAGAGAAAUUUAAAAACGUGAAAAUAAACUUAAAAAAUACCAUUUGGGCGGUAAACUAGCUUUAGUAAAGCGCUUUUGCGGUUACGUUGCAAGCAUUAAACAAUGAAGAGUAUUAUUAACGAAAUCUUUACUUCAGUUAUUUACGAAGUUAUAAUAAUUGCUGUUUAUUACGUCAGUCUUACAUUUAAUUAUUUCACAUUAAUUUUAUUAUAACAUUUUACUUGGUGUCACAAAGAAAAUAAAAAAUUUUGAAAAACACUGCAAA
Cloeon dipterum is the source of this 3378-nucleotide messenger RNA. RefSeq names its product cyclin dependent kinase Eip63E (gene Eip63E). The record is from RefSeq and is a predicted model, not a curated record. Gene Ontology annotation, cellular component: cytosol; nucleus; cytoplasm. Lineage: Eukaryota; Metazoa; Arthropoda; Insecta; Ephemeroptera; Baetidae. Bases 214 to 1695 code for a protein of 493 amino acids. Gene Ontology annotation, biological process: protein phosphorylation. The transcript is spliced from 10 exons. Gene Ontology annotation, molecular function: heme binding; cyclin-dependent protein serine/threonine kinase activity; cyclin binding.